Messenger RNA from Paramecium pentaurelia, 1449 nucleotides. NCBI's taxonomy places the organism in Eukaryota, Ciliophora, Oligohymenophorea, Peniculida, Parameciidae. The record is from the annotation of a GenBank genome assembly.
AUGAAAAUUUUACGGACAGCUGAUUUUUUUGGAGCUCCUUUUGUCUAACAAAUUGAUCCAAAACAAUCAAUUUAUAAAAGUGCUUUUGGAGGAUUAGUUACAUUACUUAUUUGUUCAGCAAGUCUAGCAUACGCUAUUUGGGUGCUUUACAAAUGGCAAAACAAUCAAUUAAGCCCAAAGAUUUCUAAUUCAAUGUAUGUAUCUGAUUUUUCAUUGUUGGAUCUGAAUUAUGAUGUUAUAAAAUUGUAUUAUUGGAGAUUCGGAGAAAAUCAGAUAGACCCAUUUGAAUCUAAAAUAUUAUUGCCAUUAGUUAUGUAUACAACUAAUUUUAGCUUUUCUGAGCUUUAAGUUAUAUAAAUGUCAAAUGAAACAUCUGUUGAUGGAACAUAAUACUACUUACCAAAAAUGAGCUUAGCCUUUUAAAAUAUUAGUGGUGUAAUUUAUACCUCAUCUGAAAUGUACAUUUAAAUAGCUAGAUGCUCUUAAAUUUAUUUAAAAGAAGAUGAAAAAUGUGCAUCAGAUGAAUUAAUAGAAGAGUUUUUUUCUUAACCUUUAAAUACAAUAGUAUUAUAAGUACAUUAGAAAUAACUGAAUUCUCUCGAUGGAAGUGUUUAAAAUAGUGUACAAGAGUUUUACAUAUAAGUUGAAAAAUAAAAUUGUUAUACUCUCAAUACCUUUCUUUAAAGUAACUUAUAUGAACUCUAAGAUUCUUUUUUAUUUGGGUAUCCAAGAUAUCUUGAAUUUAUUAAUGGAGCAUUUAUAUAACCUUAAACAAAUUCAGUUGAAUAUUGUAAACUAGCUUAUGAAAACGAUAUACUAGGUUUAAUCUACAUUGUAAUGAAAGGAAAUUAAAUCAAAACUAUUUUUGAAUAUCCUCAUGCUGGUGAUCUUUUAGCUAAUAUUGGUUCAAUUGUAUCUGUUCUCUUCAUGAUUAAACAUAUAAUUAUAAUUAUUAAUGAAUACUAUCUAAAUCAAAAAAUACUAAAUUAACUAAUCUAAUUUUAUUAUCCUGAAUUUAAAAAUAUCACUAUUUAAAAAAAUUGGAGAUAAAAACCAGUCAAAGUGGUUUUAAAUAAAUAUCAAGUAGAUGUAAAUGAAUUUUUAUAAUUUCAUAAGAAAGUAUAAGAUUAAAUGUAAAACAAAUUAAGUUAUUUGAAUUUAUUAUAUGAAAUGUCCAGAAUUUACUUUAUUAUAAGAUCAUUUAAAUUUAGAGAUGAGUUAAAAAAGUCUCAUUAAAUAGGAAUUAAAAUUAAUUUGUCUUAAUCUAAAAUGAUGAUUGAUUCGAAUCUAAACUAUAAUUGGACAAAUAGAUCAUAAACCUUUUCGCAACUCAAUGAUGAAGAUGCUGAUUUAUUAUCCCUUUCUAAUAAGGCUAAAGAAAUUCACCCUUCAGUUCCAGAUGAAAUUUGUAUUGAUAAGGAUUUCUAUGAAAAUAAUAAAAUAUCAUGA